Molecule: messenger RNA, 6532 nt
Organism: Cygnus olor (mute swan)
Lineage: Eukaryota; Metazoa; Chordata; Aves; Anseriformes; Anatidae
Gene: RP1L1
Product: RP1 like 1
Exons: 6
Coding region: 362-6532 (2056 amino acids)
Biological process (GO): retina development in camera-type eye; axoneme assembly; photoreceptor cell development
Cellular component (GO): axoneme
Source: RefSeq, a predicted model, not a curated record
UCUGCUCAUCUUAAUCCCAUUCCAAGUGGCUACCCUGGGUAGAAUAGCUCGUUGGGUUCUUUUUCAGAAGUGCUUGAGCACGGGAGCACUUGGCUGUGGGGGAAGCUGCAAGAAGGGGAGCGAUGUAAAGCCUUAGGAAGAGAGAUGGGGGCCUGUCCCCCUGCGUAGGCAGUGAGCGAUCAGCAGUGCUCCUCCAUCUUUUGUUUGUAGGGACGUGCAACGUGAAGAGGGGAGGUUUCUCUGCCUGGCUUUUGAUCUCCUCUGUGAGCGCUCAAGGGAGGCCCGACCUGGGAUGGAUUAUUGACCUGAGCAAAGCUAUGUAUCUGGAUUACCUUUGGUGUGUUAACUUUAAGCAAGAGGGAUGACUCAGGUGCCUGCUGACUACCAGUCCACCACCAGCUCCUACAACUAUGAUCAGCCCCUUCCCUCCGUGGCUCGGACAAGCACUGUCACCCAGGUACCCCCGGCCAAAAAAAUAACCUUCUUCAAGAGUGGGGAUCCUCAGUUUGGGGGAGUGAAGAUGGCCAUCAACCAGCGAAGUUUCAAGAGCUUCAACGCACUCAUGGAUGACCUCUCUCAUCGGGUCCCACUGCCGUUUGGGGUACGGACCAUCACCACCCCACGAGGAAUACAUUGCAUUAGUGAGCUGGACCAGCUGGAGGAUGGAGGAUGCUACCUCUGCUCUGACAAGAAAUACGUCAAGCCUAUUAGCAUAACUUCUGCUGGACACAGGCCAGGCCCUCCUCGAAACAGUCGUCCAUCCAGUACCUUGAGAAGAGCAGCUCAAGAGGGCAAGUUUGAAGAUUAUUCCACGCCUUUCACUCAGCAUGGCCCCAGAAUACCCAAGAAAAUCACUCUUGUUAAGAAUGGAGAAACCAGUUUUCGGCGCUCAAUUAUCUUGAACCGCAGAAAUGCUAGGAGUUUCAAAACACUCCUCGAUGAGAUUUCAGAGAUCCUGCAAUUCCCAGUGAAGAAGCUCUACACUGUUGAUGGGAAGAAGAUUGACAGCAUGCAGGCUCUGCUUCACUGCCCCAGCGUGCUGGUGUGCGUCGGCCGAGAGCCAUUUAAACCUGUGUCGAUGGAGAAUUUGAGGAAACACUCGGUGGAGAAGCUGCCCGAUCUGGCUCCCUGUUCCAACAGCAACAAUGUUAACGAAAACAAUGAAAAAAAGUCAUAUCCAAAUGGUCUCGCUGCCUCACCAGAUACUGGCAUGUCUUUCUCAAACAAUUGUUCACAUCCAAAGCCUGGUGAGCUGGUCCAUUCCUUGGUCAAUGAUGACAUAGAGAAACGGGUACAUGUAAACAAGGAUGGUAGCUUGUCCGUUGAGAUGAAAGUCCGCUUCCGCUUGUUAAAUGAUGAGACUUUGCAAUGGUCCACCCAAAUCAGAAAGUCAAAUCUGAUGAACCAGAUGCCUUGUGAAGAGUCAGGUGUAGAGGACAGUGGAGUAGACCCUAUACAGAAAAUGAACCCAGAAGCCAGCUCGGAGGCAGAUGAUUCAUUAUACCCCUGUGAUGUCGAUUCUUACAUGUCAAAACUUGAGGAAUCAGAAUGUGAUGAGGCUCAUUGUCAUAGCUGUGGCAAGAAACACCAGGACUAUGACAUCUGGAAAAACCCCAUGCACACUUCCCAGAGGGAAGAGCCCAGUGUACGGAGCACCUGGCACACGCGGUCAUCAUGCUCCAGCACAUCUUCCCGGAGGAGAGUAAUCCACAAAAAAAAAGGUGCUUCCAAUGGAGAAGACCAGCAAGAAUACACCCAGACUAGCACAAGCAAUAGUCAGAGGCCUUCAUCUGUGGGCUUGGUAUCACAUUCAAGCUGUGAAAAUAACCUGGAUACUCAAGAAGCCCCCGAAGACUAUGAGGCCAGUAAAACCAACUCACAAAAGGAAGAUGAAAAUUGUUUUGAAGUUUCCUCUGUGAAGUGCUUAAAGCAUGAUGCAGAGGAGGUUGAAAGCAGCAGAGCUGGGAGUGUCAUAUCAAAGUCAUCUCUGCAGUCCAGACAGAGCAAGAAUAUAUGUGAGGAAACAAGUAGCAUGGGCAGGACCAUGUCCUCCUCCAGCCUUCAGAAGGCAAAUCAAGAAGAUAACACUAUGUGCUCCACUCCUGCCAACAGUGUGCACAGCAGGUCUACUAAUUGUAGUACACCAAGAGCAAAGAGUGAACAGGAUGACCACUCAGAAGACAAUGCAGUGGUCUCCUCCUUCUCCAGUGAGUCCUGCCCUAAGAAAGAAGCUGAGGAGGUUGAACAAGAAGACAAUGAAAUCAAUGAAGUCAGCUCGGUUUCAACAAAAACAAAGCACAGCCAAUCAGUUAGAGAUGAGAGCAGUGAAGGUGAACAAUGCUCUACACGAGGCACCCCCCAUUCCAUAGCUAGUGACAGGAACAGCAGGAAAAGUGAUAGUGAUGAGAUCAUUCAGUGCAAUGCCUCUUGCUCUUCCAGGGGGUCCAAAAAGAGCAAACACAGCCAUCUUCAUUUGGAUGCACGAUCUGAAAUGUCUGUGUCUUCAUUUGAAUCCACUCAGAAUAAAAAUUCUUUACAUGCAGAAGAUCUAAGAUCAUGCAGCAGGGUAUCUAAUUACUCCAAAAGCUCAUGUGAAAUCAGGAAAAAAUCUAUUGCAGACCCCAUGUCUCAUAAUUCAGGGUCUUUUCACUCAAACAUUUCAUCUACUAGUGAAGCAGAGGCAAUUGCUGUUAUUACUGAGGAGAAAAGCUCAAAAAGUACCACCAAGGGGUACAGUGAAUCCUCAAAAGGCUCAAAGAAGAAAAGUCAUGGAGAAGAAAGUAGCAAGCCAUCAUCUCCCUGCUCAAGUGUUUCAAGCCCUAAUGGAAAAGCUGGAGAGGGUCAUUACAAGAUGUAUUCAGAGGUCCCUUCUUCAAGACAUGGAAGUAUAAGUGAGAGUGUGUGUUCAAAAGGUGACCACUCAGCCGAGACUGGGAUUAGGAAUGGAAAUCCUGCAAGUGUCAGUUCAAGAAUCUCUUCAAAGUCAGAAGGAAAAGACAAAUUCUUGUUGACACAGAUAUCCCAGGAAAGUGAUGACAGAUGCUCACAAUCAAAUAUAUCUCAGUCUUCAAAAUCGAGGCAGAUUAAAACCAGAAAUCUUCAUGUGAAGACGUCAAAUUCCAGCAGAGUUUCACUGUCAGAGACUGUGUCAAUAUGCAGUAUGCAUUGCCCUGCCCCACCAAAAGGGAAGCCAAACAGCAAAAAAAUACGAUCAGCCAUCUUGAAGAACUCCUCCAUUAGCAGCAUAGGUACUGAGUCAGUGCUUACCACAGGAAGACAACAGAAAGAAAUUGUAGAUUCCUCCAAACCAACUUCCUUUGGAUCUAAAUUAGUUGCAACCAAGGCAAACGAUCAGAAGAAUAAAGAGCUUGGUGAUUCUUGCAAUGGAAAAGUGGAGGAAGUGUUAGAAGACACGGGAAUACAGGAGGAAUUGAGUGAUUUAAUGCCAUCUAUUUUGCCAAACACAUCUCCAGAAGAAGUUGUGCAAGAAUGGCUAAGUAAAAUCCCUUCAGAAACAUUGCUUAUGAAAUAUGAAAUGGAGGAUGGUGCAGAAGAAGAAUGCACAGAAGCAGCCACUGAGGUGUCAUACUGCACAAAUGCUGAGGAAAUCUCAGAGGAUGAAAAAGCUGAAAAAAAGAAUGGGGAGGAAGCUGAAAAUGAGGCAGCGGAUGAAGUGGAGAAAGAGACAGCAGAAGUCACAUCUGUUAAUGAAGGGGCUGAAGAGUGUGUGAAUCAGGAACAAAACUCCGAGAUGUUGUCCGAAGCUGCCAAGGCCGACCAAGCAGAAUGCAGCCGGUCAGUUACAUCCAGCCAUAAUAACAACAGAAGAGACCUGCCAGUCUCUGUCCAGACUUCUGUCCAGAUCAUGAAGGCCUUGCUCAGUUCAAAACAAGAAGCAAAAUUUGACCGAUCAAACAGCUUGCCUGAAGUGUCCCCCACCAUGGGGAGAAAGCUGAGUAAUUCUGCCAACAUCUUGAUUACUUGUCUUGCCAGUCUCCAACUCCUUGAUGAAGAGUCAGAAGAUCCAUCAAAUAAAUCAAAAUGUUUAAAUAAGCCAAGGUAUAUGGAGCUGCUAAACAUUUUUCAAGCUCUGUGGUUUGGACACACAGCUGAAAAUAGUGGUCCAAGCUCAGGCCAAGAAGCAAGUGAGCAGGAAAGGACAGCUUGUGGGUUUAAAGCCCCCAAAUCUGUAGAUGAUGACUUCACUCCCAUGUCCUCCUCUGGGGUGGAUGUUAGCAGUGGUUCUGGUGGCUCAGGAGAAGAGAGUACAGCUGGUGCCAGGGACUGCAAUUUAUCAGCACAGAAAACUGUUGAAUUAAAAUCAGAUGGGCAAGUGGAAAAUGUAGAGACUGCCACUGAACAGAUAGAGGCUGAGGAGCAGAGUAAAAAGGAAGAGCAUUCAUCUCGACCUUCAACAGCCUGCUCAAAAUCAAAAGGUGAGGAAAAAGCACAAUUUACUAGAGAGGACUCUGUAAAUCAGGAGGCAGAAGAGAAUAAGGAGGAUCAGUGCAGUAACUGUGAAAAUGGUCAGGAGGAAGGGGGAGAAAAUGAAAACGAGGAAGAUAUCAAAUUACUUGAAAAUGGAGAACAAGAAGUUCUUGCUGAAGACGUUGAAGCUGUAAAUGAAGCACUCCCAAAAGAAAAUCUUGAAGAGACAGCUGAUCAGCUAGCUACUAACAUUGGUGCAAAUGUCAGUGAUGCUGACUGUGGGACAAAACUGAAAGAUGAUUUGGAAGAUCAUCUUGGAAAAGAGUCUGUAAAGGAUCCAGAGCCCAAGGUCAAUAUGGCCACCAGUGUGGGCACAUCCCUUGCCCAGCAGAACUCAAUGGAUCCAGACCCAAUCUGGGUCCUGAGACUACUAAAAAAAAUUGAAAAGGAGUUCAUGGCUCACUAUGUCAAUGCUAUGAAUGAAUUCAAAGUCAGGUGGAACCUGCAGAACAACCAGCAGAUGGAUGAAAUGAUACUGGAGCUGAAGAAGGAAGUGAGCAAAAGGAUACAAAAAAGCAUAGAGAAGGAGCUGAAGAAGAUCAAAAGCAGAGCUGGGGCCAAGAUGCCAAGACCUCCAGAUGAACCACUCAGGCGUGAGUCAACACUCCAAACCGAGCAAAGGAGACGACGAUUGCAGACUAUGCAUAAAAAAUCACUCUUCAGUGACAAGAAUGGAACCCAGAGUAGGCUGGCUGACACGUCAGACUUAUCAUUUGAUGCAGAUGAAGAUACGGUAUUUAGUGCAGCUUUUGAGGCCAGUAUUAGUGAACAACCAAGAGAGGAGGAAUACUGCCCAUGUGACACUUGUGUGAGGAAAAAAAUGUCUUCCAAGCCCGCAAAAACCCCAGUGGUGGCUAGCAAUGCCCCAGUCAUGAAAGCAUUUGAUUUACAGCAGAUCCUGAGGGGGAAGAAAAAUGAUCCUGAGGAAGCCUGUAUCUCAGAAGCAGCACAGGACAGCAAAGCACUUGCCAGCAGUUAUGUGGAGGAAGCAGCAGAAAACACCAGUCCAAAUGAGGAGAUUGAUGAGGGUGAACUUCAGUUAGGUGAAAUGGAAGUGGAAGGGAAUGAAGAAAAGGAGACAGUAUUAAAUGAAGAGGAUGGCUCAACGUUGAAUGAAGAUGUAGAAGAACCAAAAUCAGAGAGUCAAAACUGUGAGAUGGAGGAUGAGGUUAAGGAUGAAGAAACCAAUGAAGAAGAAAACGGGGAAACAGAAGAAGAUGAGAAGGAAGCAAACGGGGAAGAGGAAGAGAAAGAAGAAGAAAUGCAAAAUGAAGUGCAGGAAGCCAAAGAAGAGUCCAAAGUUGAAGAUGAAACUUACAACAAAGCUGAAGAAACACAGGAGCCAGAGGGUGAGGACAUUGGGGCUGAUGAUGAGGAGGAGACAUCUGAAUGUAGAGGAGAUGCUGAUUGCAUGACUGAUGACAAUCCUGAAGGAAAUGUUGCAGAAGGAAAUGAAGAAGCUGAGCAAGAUGAGGCUGAAGCAGUGGAAGAUGCAAAUUUGAAGUCAGAAGAUGAGACGUGCUCAGCUGAGGAAGAAAACAGUGAAGGUGGUGACAAAUAUGAGGAAAAUGAUGAGGAACCCACUGGUGAUGAUCCUGACCAGGUAAACAAGAAACAUGAAGAGAAUGGCAACAGCAAGUCUUCUGAGAGAGCCAGAGGCAAGAAAACCAGCAAAAGGCUAAAGACUCUGAGCAAAGCAGUUGUCUUUUUCCGUUAUUCUUCUGUGGGAAAGUUCUCACAGCAAUCCCAGAAGGGGUCCGAUGAUGAAAGUGAAGCGGAAUGCAACGAUAAUAAUAAAUCCAUGAGCAACCACCCCAAUGGAGAGGUUCAAAGUGAUGAGAGCAGCAAACCUUCAAAGAUGUAUCCUGAUAGUGAGGAGGAAGAAGAAGACAAAGCAUCUUCAUACACUGAUCCUCUGGGAGAUGAGGAACAGGCAGAUGCUGAAGGUGCAGAUCCAAAGGAGGAUGAACAUACUGAUGAGGUUCAGGCUAUUAAAAAGAAAGAAGACUCUGAUGAGAUUGACCAGGAUGACCUGGACUUCUAG